Nelumbo nucifera (sacred lotus) is the source of this 1748-nucleotide messenger RNA. Its product is annotated as uridine kinase-like protein 3. The record is from RefSeq and is a predicted model, not a curated record. Gene Ontology annotation, molecular function: kinase activity; ATP binding. NCBI's taxonomy places the organism in Eukaryota, Viridiplantae, Streptophyta, Magnoliopsida, Proteales, Nelumbonaceae.
UCUUGAGUCUUUUAUUGGUCCUGAAACCUCUUUCUCCCAAAAGUGAGAAAGGCCUCAAAGCGCGUCUUUGAAGGUCUCUCUGACUGGAAUUUCUCCCAAACUCGAUUGAACUGGUCAUUCCUUAUGGAUUCUAAAUCAGUUGUCGAAUUAUUAGAAACCUCAUCUGAGGUCCAUUUUUCUGGAUUCCAUUUGGAUGGGUUGGAACCAAGAAAUUCAGAGGUGGGGCAACCAACAACCUCAGAAUCUGAAAGUGUGUACAAGCAGCCUUUUGUAAUUGGAGUUGCUGGUGGUGCAGCAUCAGGGAAGACCAGUGUCUGUGACAUGAUUAUUGAGCAGCUUCAUGACCAGCGUGUUGUCCUUGUAAAUCAGGAUUCGUUCUAUCAUAAUUUGACUGAAGAGGAACUUGAACGAGUUCAUGAGUACAAUUUUGAUCAUCCUGAUGCCUUUGACACUGAGAAACUACUAUGUACUAUGGAUAAGUUGAAGCACGGGCAGGCGGUUGAUAUCCCUAAUUAUGAUUUCAAGAGUUACAAGAACAAUGUGUUACCAAGAAGGGUUAAUCCUUCAGAUGUUAUUAUUUUGGAGGGGAUACUACUUUUCCAUGAUCCUCGUGUCCGAGAUUUAAUGAACAUGAAGAUAUUUGUUGAUACAGAUGCUGAUGUACGGUUGGCGAGGAGGAUAAGGCGUGAUACAGUUGAGAAAGGCAGAGAUAUUGGAUCAGUACUUGAUCAGUACUCAAAAUUUGUGAAGCCUGCUUUUGAUGACUUCAUACUUCCAACAAAGAAGUAUGCAGAUAUUAUCAUUCCCCGUGGAGGAGAUAAUCAUGUAGCAAUUGAUUUGAUUGUCCAACAUAUUCGUACAAAACUUGGUCAACAUGAUCUCUGUAAAAUAUAUCCAAACCUUUAUGUCAUUCAUUCAACUUUUCAGAUACGUGGUAUGCAUACACUUAUACGUGAUGCUAAAACAACAAAACAUGACUUUGUUUUUUAUUCUGAUCGAUUAAUUCGCUUGGUUGUUGAACAUGGCCUCGGGCAUCUUCCAUUUACAGAAAAACAGGUGAUCACCCCAACAGGAUCAGUAUAUACUGGGGUGGACUUCUGUAAAAGGUUAUGCGGUGUCUCUGUGAUUAGAAGUGGUGAAAGUAUGGAAAAUGCUUUGAGAGCUUGUUGUAAAGGUAUCAAGAUUGGGAAGAUUCUUAUUCACCGGGAAGGUGAUAAUGGUCAACAGCUGAUCUAUGAAAAACUGCCAAAAGACAUCUCAGAGAGGCAUGUAUUGCUUCUGGACCCAAUUUUAGGCACAGGGAAUUCGGCUGUUCAAGCUAUUUCUUUACUCAUAAGGAAGGGUGUACCUGAAUCAAAUAUCAUAUUUCUGAAUCUUAUAUCUGCACCUCAAGGGAUCCAUGUAGUCUGCAAGAGCUUCCCAAGAAUUAAGAUUGUGACAUCUGAGAUUGAAAUUGGUUUAAAUGAUGAUUUCCGUGUCAUCCCUGGUAUGGGGGAGUUUGGAGAUCGAUAUUUUGGCACAGAUGAUGAUGAAGAGCAGCAAGUGGUGGCCCCAUUGUAGAUGGAAACAUCUUCAGUUUUGUAGUAAUUUUGACAUCGAGUGAACAAAUCUAUCAUCAAUGUAAUCUUUCCCGAGGCUUGGGUACCUAAAAGGAUUGAGGAUGCUUGGUUGUGAAUUCCAUGUUGUUAAAACAUGAUCUAAAUGGCCAUUUGAUUUGCUUAUGGAGAGUUCUUGCUUGUUGUCCACCU